Molecule: messenger RNA, 1183 nt
Organism: Chara braunii
Lineage: Eukaryota; Viridiplantae; Streptophyta; Charophyceae; Charales; Characeae
Source: the annotation of a GenBank genome assembly
UCGUGAGGACUUGGGGCUGGGCCUUGCGGCCCGGGAGACCCGCAAGGUGGAGGUUCGAUCCUUCUUCGAGAGGUCCAAAGAUCAGCGAUCCUGUCAUAACAUUCGCGAGCUCAUGGACACUGGAGAGUAUGUCUUGAGCCAAUUACGCAAAGGAAUCCUGCCUCCUCAAGGAUGAUCUUCCUUUAUCCAAGAGCUGCUGCUGAGUUAAAUCUCCCGAUCACCGGAUCGUGCGGCAAGAAUACACAAGUCACGCAAGGAGGGAUUGGACACGAUUGGCGGCAGCGCGUGUGCCGCAGGGGGCACUCCCCACGCUCUCGAGCAAUUGGACGUGCUCAUGGAUUUGCCGAGCCUUGUGGCGCCUACACUAGAAGACAUUACGGGUUGGCUCCAGCAACAGAACGAGGAGGCGCAGCUUGCGUACGAGGAGCAUGAACUCGAGGAGAAGUGGAACGAGAUCCGACGGUCCAAUGAAGACUUGAUUCCGAUCGGUCAGAGACCAGCGGACGGUACACAUGACGAUUACGAGCAGGAUGUCGAAGAUGAGGACGCUGACAACGUCGAAGAUGAAAGCGAAACAGACGAGUUUGAACAAGAGCCAGUUUGACUUUGACUUUGACUUUGACUUUGACUUUGACUUUGACUUUGACUUUGACUUUGACGUAACUUUUUCCUGCAGCUGCAGGAGCUACUAACAUGUCCUCCAAGUUCCAAUCUGAUGGUCCCAUUUUGAUGGGCCCAAAUUUGCACCCCUUGAUGGAAGAAGAGUUUGCCGCUCGAAAUUUGGAAAGAGAAAUUGAAAGGAAGGGGGGUGAGGGGAAGAUGGGGUGCAAUGGAGGGGAUAUUAUUUCAGGGGGGCGAUGGUGGGACACCUAAUUGGGGGGGGAGUGGGGGCACCUAAUUGGGGGGGGGAGGGGAGAGGGGGGGGUGUUGGAGAAAUUCAUUGGUUGGAGAUUACCACUCAAGAAAGAGUCGUGCUAACACAAUGUAGGAUUGUGCGUAGGUAUUUUUUUUCGUGUUGUACGUACAACAUAAGAGGAUUUUAUUACGAACAAGUGGUACAACAUAAGAGGGUUUUAUUACGAACAGGUGGACCCGCCGCGGCUCCGCUUGCGGCGAAAAGAGCAGAGAUUGUGAGGAUCGAGGACGUAGAAAUUCAGUAUUUGAUAUGGAUGGCAAAAACGAA